This is a messenger RNA of Hydractinia symbiolongicarpus, 1654 nucleotides long. RefSeq lists its product as uncharacterized. The coding region runs from base 353 to 721 and encodes 122 amino acids. The transcript has 2 exons. The record is from RefSeq and is a predicted model, not a curated record. NCBI's taxonomy places the organism in Eukaryota, Metazoa, Cnidaria, Hydrozoa, Anthoathecata, Hydractiniidae.
ACACACCUGACUUAUUGGCAGCGAGCCACUGCAAAUCUGUUCCUGCUUACAGUUACUUUUUAAACUUUUUUUAUGCAUCCUAUUUUUGCAUACUAUAACUAGCCAAAUCACUGGAUAGAUGGACUGCAUCAUUCCUAUUGUAGAAAUAUUAGUAAUAUGCUGAAAGAUUGAACCAGCAGGGCUCUGCAAAUAUUCAGCCUUCUCCAAUAUCCAUAUUAUUGUGAAACUCUAGCUAGUAUGACACAAAAUUUUCCGCUAUAAAUUUUUUCCUGUCCUAGCUAGCAAUCUGUUUGCCUCGUAACAGGAACAACUGCAGAUAAGAUUGCAACCUGUUAUUCUGGCUGUAGAAAACAUGUUACAACAAAGCACAAAAUGUUACUAUAUACUGAUUAAAGCAGCCGGUGACAAGAAUGUUUCAGUGUUUCUCUGCAGUAUAAGUUACAUACAAGGAAAGACUCUUGGAACGGAUUGGAGUGCUGAAAUGUUUGCUAAAUUUAUGGAAACGAGAAAAAAGGAGUUUGUUUUAUCCUUGAGCCACAUGAAAAGGGACCUCACAAUAGCUUUAAGCAGACAACCACAAAAUAUUGAGUUAACAACGUCACAUGGAAUUGACUCUGUAAUUUUGCCUUGCUCAACAUUAACACCAUCAAAAAAGCCUACACAACAACCACAACCAUCACACCACCAAGACCCAUCUCAAACACAACCAUCUCACAACUAAGAGCCAUCUCCAACACAACUCCUAUCAACACAAUCAUCGCAGCCACAACAACAACAGUCACCUUCGGCAAAACUGCCAGAACAACCAUUACUUCAGCCACCACCAUCACCAGGUCAACAAGAAGAAGAACAACAACAGUAUCAUGAGCUACCUUCACCUACGUACAAUCCUGAAAAUCCUGUGGACUUGCAUUAUGCCUAUGACGACACUAGUACUGACUUUGACAUUCAAAUUUCCACGCAACCUCAAAAAACAUUACCCAAACAACUCAAAUUUUCUACACGUCCUUCUCAACUCGACACUCCUACACAUCUUGCAGCACAAUUUAACAACAACGCUCCCACAUAUCCUUUACGAUUCAACAAUGCCUUCCCUUAUCAGAUGUUUCCGCCUCAAUACCGAACUUUUUUAAUAAUCCUUUUGCCGCAAAUCAACAUCAACCAUCUGCAAUCAAUCAACGAUGCUCACAAAAACAAUCUCUGUACCUGAUGACGUCAUUGGAUACGAAUACAACCAGUGUGGUGGAAAAAUAGGCAAUUUCGCCACAAGAAUUAUGAAGAAAGCCAUACCUGCCGAAGAAAGGAAGGGGCGAAAUGUAUAUGGCAUGCAAAAAAUUGUCAACAGCAAAUUGCUACACAAAGAUCCGUUGGAUCGCGAAAAAGUGAACUUCCUAAACAUGUUCUAUUUAACUAUUUCGACGUUUCCAUACAAGAACAAAAACAAGCAUGGAGUACUGCCAUAAUUUCGAUGAACGAAUAUCUACGUAUAGCAAAACUUAACAAAAGCGAACUAAUAUAAAUUCACAAUAUAUUUUAUUUUAUCAUUUUGUAAAACUAACUUUUUAUUAUUUAACAUAAACUCAUGAUACAUUUUAUCUUAUUAUUUUGUAAAACUAACUUUUUUAUUUAAAAUAUAUAUAAUUUGUUGCUACAA